UACAAGGUGGUCUGCACUGAUCUAAUCUGCCCUUAUUCUUUGUACUCAGAGCAACCUGUGUGGACAUUUGGAGACCUGAAGACCUGCUGCCAGACCACUGGGACACAGCUGAUCAUCUGUUCAUCUUCAUAUCUGCUGCUUGUUUUCAUAACUAAAGCAGAGGCUUUCUACAACAUCACAUCACUAUCCACACAUUGAACUUUCCAGUACAUCUAUAAUCUGUGUUCAUUACUAAUAUUUUGUUGUUGUCUUUUUGUCUUUUACAGAAAUUACAUCUGCCUGAAGUUUAGCCUUUUACAGAAUACCAAAGAAGCCUGAAGUAUAAAGAUCAAAAAUGGCUGAAAGAAAGCCACAUCAUCGCAACAUUAUCUACUGCCUGCGGUGCGAAAAAACACAGGACUGUAUAUCUGUUCAUUUAGCCAGAGUCUGCAUGAAGAACAACUCUAAAGCAGAGAUCUUAGCAGAAACCGAAAAGGCAAAAGAGUCGAUGAAAAAUUGGAUUAGACAAUCAAGAAACUGGGACUACCAUGAGAUAUGCAGUUUCAUUCCCAACAAAAGUAAACGGCUACUUUUUGUGGAGAAGCUGCUAAACAAAGGUUUCUUUAUAAGCAACCUGUCAAAUGCAGCUGACAUGGCAGAUGUGGCUGAAGGUACAGAAGUUGUUGUGGAGCAGCCAUCAGCUGUCGCUCCAGCAGCUGAGUCGCAUCCUCAGGCCAGUACCAGUGAGGAAGAAGCUGGUCCUGCUGAAGAAGAGCCCAGUACCAGUUCAAGACCCAAUGUGGCAAAUGCCUACUUCCUCAGGCCAAACAUCAGUSAGGAGUAAUAUGCUUAAAAUGGGACUUUAUGAAAAGUUCCCUCAAGAAUCGRCUCUCUUGGUGAAAUUCAAGCAUUAUCUGAAAAAUACUCUUGAUGUCCCAAACAACCAACAAGAGGUGGACAAUGUCUCCCGGAUGUUGAGAUACAUUCAACCGAGUGGAGAUGAAAUCAAUUUGGACUUUCUCUUGAAGUURCAGGAGACGAAUGACUUCAUAACGAGUCUUAAGAAUGCCAAAAUGGGUCCAUCUACCAUCUUGAAUUAUGUGAAAAACAUGAUUCGUUUUGUGCAGUUCCUUAAAACAUUUCUGUAUUUUGAAACCCAAGAGCAUACCCACACACUGAAAUGCCAAUCCUACAUUGACCUCCUAAAUAUCAUCAGGAAACCAUUGGCUAAGGAGAUCAGCAGGCUUGGAUGUAAAGUCAGGUAUGACCGCUUUGUUGAAGGCCAGCGGAGCAUAAGCAAUUGUCAGAAAGUGCUGACUGUGGGAAGAAAAGACACGCUUAAUGUGUUGAGCAAGUUAUUAAGCGACGACUURGUGUCAUCGGAACAAAAGACUUUGUACCGGUACUACUGCGAAGGCAUUCUGAUCCUAAACCAUUUCCAAAGACCAGGAGUGGUAAAAGGAUUCAGUGUUUCAGAGUGGCUGAAAAAAUAUGAAAAWGAUGGCAGAAUCUCCUUCGGUGUCAGRCAGCAUAAGACGGCAAACACCCAACUUGCAAAUUUUGGCCUGACCCAGGAGGAGUAUGCACUGUUUGAUGGAUACUACAGAUACAUUCGGCCAGAAUGGGUGAAAGAAUCUGGUGAAGAGAACGACAAAUUUUUCAUCAACAUUAAUGGUCGGCCUAUAAAAAGUGCCUCCAAUGACCUGAACCGUCUGCAGGACCACUACAAGGUGACAAAAGUGACCAGCCAGGAGGUCCGGAGAGUUUUUGAAACAAAAGUUGACCAGACCUGUACUGAGGAGCAAAAGAAGCAAAUAGCACAGUAUUUGGCUCAUUCAAAUGCGUUUGCAAAUGCC
Molecule: messenger RNA, 1835 nt
Organism: Austrofundulus limnaeus
Lineage: Eukaryota; Metazoa; Chordata; Actinopteri; Cyprinodontiformes; Rivulidae
Source: RefSeq, a predicted model, not a curated record